CUUCUCCGAGGAGGCAUUCCCGGGGCGAUGCCGGGGCUCCGCUCGGGCCCCGGGCCACUGCCUCUGUGGUAACUCUCUCCGCUUCUCUGUCAGCUUGCUGAGGGAGCUGGACAGGUGCGCGACAUCUCUGCCCCGCAGGUCUCCGUGGAUAAAGGCAGCGAGUCCUCAGCUUCCACAGCUGGCGGCUGCGGGCACUGAAACGGGAGUGAGUGAAACGAAUUCCGGAAAGGGAGCCGAAGGCCUGUCGGUCGCUCGCACUAGAAGCCGGAUUUCCUCUCCCUGCCUUCAGCUUGGGGCUCCUCUGGGCGGAACUAAGGUGCAGCAAGAAAGUGUUUAAUGGGAAACCUUGGCCCUGUAAAUAGCCUGUGAAUAUUCUGUUGGGUCCUAGAACUAUUAGAGAUUUCCAUUACUGGACUUGUUCUGUUAAAACCAAGGUAGCCCUUCAGAAAUGAGUUGCACAAUUGAGAAGGCACUUGCUGAUGCUAAAGCUCUUGUUGAAAGACUGAGAGAUCAUGACGAUGCAGCAGAAUCUCUUAUUGAGCAAACUACAGCUCUCAACAAGCGAGUAGAAGCAAUGAAACAGUACCAGGAAGAAAUUCAAGAACUUAAUGAAGUCGCAAGACAUCGGCCACGAUCCACAUUAGUUAUGGGAAUCCAGCAAGAAAACAGACAAAUCAGAGAAUUACAACAGGAAAACAAAGAAUUGCGUACAUCCCUGGAAGAACAUCAGUCUGCUUUGGAACUUAUAAUGAGCAAGUAUCGUGAACAGAUGUUUAGAUUGCUGAUGGCAAGCAAAAAAGAUGAUCCAGGUAUAAUAAUGAAGCUAAAAGAGCAACACUCCAAGAUUGACAUGGUACAUCGUAACCUCUCCGAAGGACUCUUCCUUGAUGCAUCUCGACACAUCCUUGAAGCACCUCAACAUGGACUGGAGUGGAGGCACUUGGAAGCAAAUCAGAAUGAAUUACAAGCACAUGUUGACCAAAUAACUGAAAUGGCAGCAGUAAUGAGGAAAGCCAUUGAAAUUGAUGAGCAUCAGGGUUGCAAAGAACAGGAACGAAUAUUCCAACUUGAACAAGAAAACAAAGGCUUGAGAGAAAUCCUUCAGAUAACUCGGGAGUCAUUUUUGAACCUCAGAAAAGAUGACACAUCGGAAAGUACGUCUUUGUCAGCGCUGGUGACCAAUAGUGACCUGAGUCUGAGGAAAAGCUGAAGCGUUCCCAGCAUGUGAGCUUUUAUCCACAUGCGUGUCACUGGGACUGAGAGAUGAAUGGAUUGAGUAACAGAAAAAUCAACCUCAGUCAACCAAUGUGUGUGUGUAUAAAUACAUAUGCACAGUGUGUGUAUAAAUAAUACAUGCGCACAUCAUAUGAACAGCAUACCGGACAAUUACAUUUUAAAAUGAUAAAAAAUGCAAUUAAAAAGUAGAAAAUAAGCCAUUUAUAAUUAGUGAACAGAUGGAGGAUUCUUGGUGAGUACUGAAUAUAAAAAGGGCUUCCAGUAGUACUCUUUGCUAGUUCUAGACAAUAUUUGGGUAAUCUUGCAUAUUUCCAGGCAGCUAGGAUUUAUAGAAUUAUUCCACUUUAAAAAUACAAAUUUAGGGCAUGGCUUUGUGAAUGGAAAAUUCUAAGUAUCCUUCCUGUUUGGUUUUAGAAUUUACAAAUGGCUUUUCAGAGUUUGGUUUACGUGACUGCCAGUCCACUUUCCCAUUCUUUUUUUGUCAAGUACAAUUGCUUUAGAGGCUUUAAGAAUGUUUUAUACUCAUCAUAAAGAGAUUUAAUUUUAGCUAUUUACGCUAUUAAAACGUGUCUGUUUUCCAUAAGUUGCUUAAAUGUAUGAAAUAUCUCAGGAAUGAAAGAGAAGGAAUACUACUUUCUAAGAAAGAAGAUCUUUUAAGAGAUAUAUUUAGUAGGUUAAACUACUCAAGACAGAAAAGUUUUGGUUCUAAGUCAAUAGUGAAGAUGAGAUUCUUUUGUGGUUGAUCUUUGAUGAUAUUAUGUAGCUUAUUUAGCUAACAGAAUCAAAUUAUUAAAUGCUUAUUCUCAAAUUA
This is a messenger RNA of Echinops telfairi (small Madagascar hedgehog), 2047 nucleotides long. It is a transcript of the gene FGFR1OP2, whose product is annotated as FGFR1 oncogene partner 2. The record is from RefSeq and is a predicted model, not a curated record. The transcript has 8 exons. Lineage: Eukaryota; Metazoa; Chordata; Mammalia; Afrosoricida; Tenrecidae. Gene Ontology annotation, biological process: response to wounding. Bases 449 to 1210 code for a protein of 253 amino acids.